Molecule: messenger RNA, 2441 nt
Organism: Branchiostoma floridae (Florida lancelet)
Lineage: Eukaryota; Metazoa; Chordata; Leptocardii; Amphioxiformes; Branchiostomatidae
Product: acylphosphatase-2-like
Exons: 4
Coding region: 1754-2149 (131 amino acids)
Molecular function (GO): acylphosphatase activity
Source: RefSeq, a predicted model, not a curated record
UGAUGCUUAGGGAUUUCUUGACCGUACGGUCAAUGGAUAGAUAAGACGGUCGCAAACAAGGAGUGCUCCUUGCUAAAAAUAACUCUGGAAGUUUCUAGAUAUUUCUAGACGUUUACCCAAGUUUCAAGCAUUGAAUAUCUUUCCAAAUGGAAAUUUUGUAAUGUAAAAUUACCAUUAAUUUUCAUUCAUUAUAACAUCAUCAGUCAUUGUAUUCUGCAUCUAAAGUCUUUAAAGACAUUAAAAAGCCCUGUUAUGUUAGUUGUGAUGUUAGAAGGAGAAUUGUUUUCUUUUUGUCAAUCAAGUUGAAGAAAUUUGCGUGUAAUUUGGUUGCCUCUUCAAACAGCUCUUGUCGUGAUCGUUAAGAACGAACAAAUUGACAUAAAAUGUGUUUCGUGUUUGACGUGCAUUGUUUGCAAGUUAUAAAAAGGCUUUAACAUACAGGUAACGUUAGCUUCUUGUACCGCCCUUUCUAAAUUUCAAGAGGUUGGGCACUGAUUCUAAUUUUGCUGAUUGCCGACCGUAGAUAAAAUUAUUUAAAUGGGUACUUCUAAGCACUUUUUUCCAUAGUAUGUGCUGUUUUGCAGGUCUUAAUGUUAUAAAACCUUGGCUUACCAGUAUCAAUACUCAAGUUAUGACGAGAGGUUUCAACAGAUCUUAUCAUGGUGCAUAUAGAUCUGUUAUUAUCUGUUUUACAACUUAAUUGAACCGUAUAGGGUAAAGUUACUAGCAAACGAUCACAACUACAGCUAACAUUAAUUUACAGUUACUGCUCUGUUGUUGUUGUUUUUUUGUGUCAGGCUUCACUUGGUCAGUAGCCAACAUCGAGAUGUGGAUGCCACAUGAAUGAUUACGUAAACCUUAUUGCACAACAAUUAAACAUGGCUGACGUAGGCAUUUUCUGCUUAAGUUACACAACAACAACCAUUAUCUUCUACAUUGAAUGAAGUUUCACACGUAACGUUCGAGUCAUACGUUUAAAAUGUCUUAUUACAUCACGUAUCCGACUUCCGUAAGUGGCAGAAGCAGGCCGGGACUUUGGUGUUUGACCGUUGACCAUCACAUGUCUUCUGUACUGGCUAUUAGUCAUUAAUCACGAGUUGUUGUGCAAGAGCAAAGUACAUCUAAGUCAGCAAGACUUGAACAAACAAAAAUACAUUCUAGAUCAACGGUUAUUCAGCUAAAGGUGUCUUUGAUGGCCCGUCACGGCAUAGUGUACUGAUAAGGUUAUCUUUGAAAAUAAAGUUUUAAUUAAGUUUUAAUCUUUUUACAAGACAUGUACAUGGCAAUUUUAUUUAAAAAAAGCAAAGGUAAAAAAUCACACAAACAACAACAAAAAGAGGAACGUGGGCGGACAUAUUGUUGUUUAUUACGAAACAACUUACGCAAAAUAGGAAUUUUUACGUAAAACAAAAUGCACCUGAAAGCCUCUUCUAGUCCACAAGGAUUCUACGAUAUUUUUUCUAUGAUAUUUUUUUCAUCCCUAUAUGCAAUGGGGGAUACGAAAUAUGUUAGCACAAUCAUAAGCAAGGAAGAUGAUACAAACGUUAUAAGAUAGAAAAGCUGAGAGAAAAGACUCUAUGAUACCCUUCCCGUCUACUAGUAAUGCUGACCAAUGCUGGUCCGGACUUUGCUAGUUUAGUAACUACUGUAAAUGCAGCCCCUCUAGGUGUGAAUUGACAGAGUUUAUGUGGCCCAAACUCGGUCAAACUCAGACUUGUUGUUGGCACAACUCCCUGGCAUAUCGCAUUUCAACAUGCGCUAUAAAUAUGUGGGCGGCCUCUCCACGUUGUUGCUCUGUCUUCUCAUGGGUUUGACGGCGUCCAAAGACCAGCCGCCCGAGGAACAACAGUGCGUCGCCAUGCCGAACCUGGUGUCGGUAGAGUACGAAAUACACGGCAACGUGCAAGGUGUGUUUUUCCGCGCGUACACAGAGGAGCAGGCCAGUCGGCUGGGGCUGGUAGGUUGGGUGAGGAACACCCGCCGGGGUACAGUGGAUGGUGUGGUGCAGGGACGGCGGGAACAGGUCAAGCAAAUGAAACAGUGGUUAGAGUUCACUGGAAGCCCGAUGUCCCGGAUUGAGAGAGCAACGUUUAGAAACGAGAAAGACAUCAGCAAGUUGGACUUUGACAGAUUCAAAAUAACGUACUAAAGCCAUACAGACAAUCACACAUCGUCAGUUUAAGUCAAAAGGUGCCUAAGCAUUUUGUCAGGAGCCCUUCAUAGAAUCCGUACAUUUUGAACGCAACUUGUUGUUGGCAUCCAUUGUCUCGGGGGACAAAGGUAGGCAGACAAUUACUCACCGUCGUGGGCCAGACGACCAGUCUGCCUGGCCUGCACAAGGUGAAGGAGGGGUGUGCACUUCCUUCUCUACCCUCUCGUCUACUGACGCACUUGAAACCGAAGUAAUGUAUUCAGUCGCUUAUAUGGCCCACUGGGGACUG